CAGAGACUUGACCAGAAUAUCAAAAAUCCCUUAAGAUAUAAACAGUAUAAAUGGACCAGUGGAGCAUUUUUCUGCUUAUGCUUCUUACUUUUCAUAUGAAGAUGGACCUGGCACAGGAGAUACAACUGAGUGACAAUCCUGAAAUGUUUGAUGACCAAUAUAAAGGAUGCAGACUGAAGAUGGAUAAGAUCAUCCCAAGCAUACUAAAGUCUGAAAAUGCAUCCAAUGUAGAAUUUAGAAAUGAUUGGCUUCAGGCUGCAGAAUAUUGGGAAACAAUCAAAUUGGACAUAAAAAAGCUCCCAAAAGGUUUUCGAAAUGAGCAUGGGAUAGCACUGGUUGCCUAUACAAGUAACAUGUAUAAGGCUUUCAAUAAAGCAACAAGAGAUGUGGGCAAAUUGAUACAAAAUUACAAGAAGAAUUUCAAUUUUAAAGCAAUGCACUACUACUUGACUACGGCUAUGCGGUUGUUAUCCAACAAAGUCAAUAAGCUGGUAUAUAGAGGCGUGAGGAAUAUUCAGUUUAUACCUUCUAACAAUUCAAAGGGUGGUAUCCGGUUUGGUCAGUUUAUCUCUACCUCUGCAGAUAAAGCAACAGCUACAUAUUUUGGCAACUCAUCAUUCUUCACAAUAAAAACACGUUUAGGGGUGGACAUACAGAGAUUUUCUCUGUAUCCUUCCGAGAAAGAGGUACUGAUCCCUGGAUAUGAGAUUUUCAAAUUGUUAUCAUUUAAUAAAGAAACUCACAGCUUCCGCUUGAUCAGUAAAGGACUUUCUAAAAGUCGCUUCAACUGCGCCUAUUUUAAAAGCAUUUAAUGGGUGGACCAUUCUUCAAACUCAUCUUGCUCGCAUCGCUAAUGAAGUAGUCGGGCUCUGCUCAGAACAAAUUGACGAGGAAUAAAGCAUAAG
Bufo bufo (common toad) is the source of this 905-nucleotide messenger RNA. Its product is annotated as ecto-ADP-ribosyltransferase 5-like. The transcript has 4 exons. The record is from RefSeq and is a predicted model, not a curated record. Gene Ontology annotation, molecular function: NAD+-protein-arginine ADP-ribosyltransferase activity; NAD+ poly-ADP-ribosyltransferase activity. The coding region runs from base 51 to 812 and encodes 253 amino acids. Lineage: Eukaryota; Metazoa; Chordata; Amphibia; Anura; Bufonidae.